ACAGCGAAUCACAUGAGCAGGGAUAUGUUUACAAACUGAGCUGAGGAGGUAUGCUCACUAGCUCCAUUGUGAGGAAGAGGGACUGAGAGCAGAGAGAGAAAAAGAGAGAGUGGGACCAGAGGAGAGCGGCUUCCUGGGUUAAAAUUAUCAGUGUUAGGCUAAUUUUCGCUGUCUCCUUUUUCACCCCCUCUUUGUCUGUUUUGGAAGAAGGGGAGCAGAUGGUUGGGCCUGACAGAGCAGAGAGCACAACGCCAGUGCAGGCGUAAAUAGCUGCUUUUACAGGAACACUGGGCACUGCAGGAAACCAUUCAAGUUCUUCCUUUGUUUCCCAUAAUUAGCAGGUUUUCACAGCAAGAGAGAAAAUCUAUGUCGAGACGAGUAUUCAAGGAAGGCGGAGGCAGAGAGAGAGAGGAAAACAGGACUUCAGAGGAUCAGGGGAGGGAGGGAUAAGCCUUGUGACAAUGUUUUGAAGGGGAGACAAAGCAAAGCAGCGACUGCACUCAGCUGGAUAGAUUGAGUUAGCUGCAUGGGAGUUCUCUCCAUUUGGAAUAUUAACAAUAACAUUGAUGUGUCUUUAACCUGCGAGGCUAUGAUGUUUAUCCCAUAAUAUAAACACAGCUAUGCUCUGGAAAUCCCUUUGUUUAUUUGAAGAGGGGAGCCAUUGCAACACGGAUAUAUUUGAUUAUGUUGCCUUUAAUAUCUUAAUAUCUUUUCACACUUUUUAGCAUAAUUUUGGAUUUUAAAAAGUAGCUAUCAAUUCCUGAUGAAAUUGUUGCUUGAUUAUUCACAUAAUGACAAAUCAUCACAAAGAAGAGUGUGGAUUUCAACAAUGAGUGAGUUGUUUUAGUAAUGUUUUACUGGAAAACAGAGCAUCAUCCACAGGAGAGCUUCUUGGGGAACUGACAAUGUUUAUCACAACGGGACUGACUCAUAGCCUACAAAUAAAAGUCAUUUUCAUUGGGGACACAGAAGAGGUUGGACUCACAUCAUUGUCUGGAAGACAGUGACUUUUUUGGGGACAACCUCCUCGAUCUGUCGGCACCCCAACAAACAAAGACCCAGGACUGGUUGUGACCCCAGACACAGUGAGUCUAGAGGUUGUGAGUAACUUCAGACGUUUUGACCCCCAUCCACUGAUUCCCUGGGUCCCUCUGGCUUUCUUGAGGCUGAUUUCACCCAGUCCAGUGGUCUCACGGAUGUCUGUGCGGUUUAAGAUCGCAGAUCUCAGACCCUUACGGCAAGAUGACAUCGGAAGACAUCUACCACCUGCCCCUCAACAUGUACGUCAUCAUCCUGGGCAUUGGCCUCUUCGUCUUCAUGCUCAGCCUGAUCUUCUGCUGCUACAUGUUCAGGUUAAGGCGACAAGGCACAAGGGAGCAAUAUGGAUAUAAUGAGGUUGUUUUGAAAGGUGCAGGAAAGAAACUGAGUCUUCUUGGACAGACCUGUGCCGUGUGCUUAGAAGAGUUCAAAAGCAGAGACGAGCUUGGAGUGUGUCCCUGCUCACAUGCCUUUCACAAGAAGUGUCUGUUAAAAUGGCUGGAGAUCCGCAGUGUCUGCCCCAUGUGUAACAAACCCAUCUGCCGUUUGCAGCCAGACCCCCCACAGGGCGCAGAGAGGCCCCAGAGCCCAAUGGCGGUGUGAGAUGAGCGAGGGACCACACUGCAGCACCUCAACACCCCUAAUUACAGUUCCAACCUGCCUCAACCCACUCCAGUCCGCCGGACCCCUAAAAAUCACACCCUGGUCCAGUUGAAGUGAAUCAGGCAUUCCAUCCUGACGUCUUCCAUAUACCCCCAUCCUAGAGUUCUGACAGACUCUACUCUGGUUUUGAAGGUGUUAGACCCCUGAAGGUGUGAGAUGAGACUUUGAAGUGGAACUCAUAGAACAAUAUUGGAGAACAAACUGAAUGUUUUUUUUAUCAAAAAGGCAGGGGAUGGAUGAUGAGACCCUGUCCCAUGACCACCGGCCAACCCCUACUGGAGAAUUGUAUUUAAAAAAAAAUAUAUAUUUCACCUUUAUUUAACCAGGUAGGCUAGUUGAGAACAAGUUCUCAUUUGCAACUGCGCCCUGGCCAAGAUAAAGCAAAGCAGUAUGACACAUACAACAACACAGAGUUACACAUGGAAUAAACAAAACAUACAGUCAAUAAUACAGUAGAACAAAAGAAACAGUGGGUACUGAAAAAGAGUUGGGAUGCUGUGCAUUGGGCCCUACUUUCCCAGAUCAUAGUCAAUAACCCACCAUCCCAUGUUCCCAAGUGAAGAUAGGGUGUCCUGAUUGGUCGAUGAGUAACAUGGGGCCUGGAUGGAGGUAACACACACAUACCAUGCCCACAGCUGCCAUCAUGGGCCUAUGAGGUAUUCAGCUAUGACAUAGGGUGCAGUGACCAUGUCACUAAAUAACCCAUCAGGGUCAUUCUUGACUUGCAUUGCCAUUUGGGAAUGGUAUUUUGGAAGAAAUGAACUUCAUUUUUGUUUGUUUUUAUUUAAAUGUACAGUAUAUGGGUACAUCUUACUAUUCUAAAUAGACUUUUAUGGCAGCUUAAUGACUUUAAAUAUCAAGGAUGGUAAUGACACAUUUUAGGUAAUUGAGUAUUUUCUUAAAUGGAGAGCACAGAUGCUCAAAUGUCCUUAACCCUAAAGGGAUAUGAUUAGUCUUUUAAUCACAAUGUAAUUUCCCUUACAUUUUUAAAUUUAAAUUGAGUAAUACCAAUGACAAUUUUUAUUUAGACACCAAGUCAUCAAUGGAAUCCUCAAAAUUAUUACAUGCUAAAAGGGUGUGAUUAGCUAAGAACUUUCUUUAAUAUAGACCCCUCCCCCGAUAACAGUUUGCAACUGGAGGGAAUGCUCAAGGUCCUUGUAUAUUUUUUGUGUAAUGAGUAAUUUCAGAAACCCCUAACUAAAAUUUGGCGUAAUUGCAUCAGAUGCCCGAUUAGCUUCUGAGGGAGAUGUAUGAGAAAAGACAGGCCUUCUAACGAGACUAGAGAAGUCACUUUAAACAAUGCAUUAAAUAUACAGUUUUGCAGUAGAAAUUGAUUUAUAUAUAUUUUAUCAAUGAUAAACAGUACAAUAUAAACAAAAACAUGUAUGAUGUGUAACUAUUUGUUAUUUUAAAGUGUUUCUCAUUGUUGCAAAGCCGAGAGAUGCAAAUGCCACUGCAAUUCAAGAAUGACCCAUCAAUUAAAUAUAUAAUCUUUAAAUUAUUUCUAAGGAAUUGUUUUGUAUUAUAACUGGCUUUCAAUAAAGUGUAUUGUUUCAGUGA
Salmo salar (Atlantic salmon) is the source of this 3261-nucleotide messenger RNA. RefSeq names its product RING finger protein 122. Gene Ontology annotation, molecular function: ubiquitin protein ligase activity. The record is from RefSeq and is a predicted model, not a curated record. NCBI's taxonomy places the organism in Eukaryota, Metazoa, Chordata, Actinopteri, Salmoniformes, Salmonidae. Gene Ontology annotation, biological process: ubiquitin-dependent protein catabolic process. Gene Ontology annotation, cellular component: nucleus.